GUCAAAAGCGAUAAAAAGGGGAACUAUCAAUGCAAAAUAGCAUUUCAAAGCAAAAUGAUGGAAAGGAUGCUUCUCAUUUGUCUAAACGGAAGCGGCGAAGGAAAAAAACUAAAUCCCUUUAUGAUCAAUAUUUUGAAGACUCUGCCAAGAAACAUCUUUCAACCAGCUGCUCUGACUCAGACGAAGUAAAUUCUGAAAUAGAUUGGGAUUUUACUGUGGGAAUGGACAUAAACAUCCUUUUACAACAGACAAUCCAAAACUCUAUUCGAAGUGUUUGUCUCGAAGAUUAUGAUGGUUUAUCAUCGUUUGGUGAUCACGAGCUUAUUUGCUUUGCCGCCUCGAUCAAAAAUAAUACCUCAAUUGUUUCGCUUCAGAUACGAUAUUUGAAUGUUAGUGAUGUUUCACUUGUAUCUUUGUGUAAUGCACUACUAAACCACCCUAGCCUUAGAGCACUUGACUUAUCAGGAACUCGUGGUGGUGAGGCAACUAGUUCUGCACUAUGCAAUCUUGUAUGCACAAAUUCUUCAAUCAUUUUUGUUCGAGUGGAUGACACAAUUGUCAAUCCAAAAGAUAAUGAGAUAAUCCAAAUGGCAACUCAAUAUAACGCGAUGAUCUGUGCAGAUCCCAAUAGCAAUCCAUUUCAGUUGGGUCUUUUACAUAAAAUAAGUUUUAUUGAAGAAAAAGUGCAGGAAUACAAUCAACAAUUGAAUGCGAGACCGUGGCUCUUGCCCGAGGAUGGUGUAAAAAAAAAUAUCAGCGAUAAGUCAAGCUUGAAUUCUAAAAAAAGAGUUAAAUUAUUAACUGGUAGAGGCAUGCAAUUUGGCGCAGAAGUCUGCACUCAGUUUAUUAAUGGUUAUUGUGCUUAUAGUUCUCGUUGCAAGUAUUUUCAUCCAGAGAAAACAAGCGCUUUAAAAAACACAACUACAAUUAAUCAAAAUCAGAGUCUCAUUCCUGAUAGUCAUCCUUCUAAUUCUUCAAUUGUAUUAACUACAUCUUCCCGACAUCAAUCUUUGCAAAAUCGUUUAAAACCACCAUCUUUUACCUUGAAUCAUGAUUCUGGUAGCAGUCGCAUAAAGAAUAAUAAAUUACCUAGUCACAAUAAUACCAAAAAAAAGGAAUCUACUGUGUUCACACCUGCAUUUUUUUUGCUAUGGACGUCAUGUUUAUCAGCUACGAUUUGCAGUAUAAAAUGUUUUUCUCUUUAUCUUUGGAAAGAUAAAUAA
Molecule: messenger RNA, 1223 nt
Organism: Phytomonas sp. Hart1
Lineage: Eukaryota; Euglenozoa; Kinetoplastea; Trypanosomatida; Trypanosomatidae
Source: the annotation of a GenBank genome assembly